Molecule: messenger RNA, 147 nt
Organism: Hydatigera taeniaeformis
Lineage: Eukaryota; Metazoa; Platyhelminthes; Cestoda; Cyclophyllidea; Taeniidae
Source: the annotation of a GenBank genome assembly
AUGCAGCCAUUGCCGACCACGCCAAGGGACGAGGAAAUGAUUGCAAGGCUGAAGUCAGCUUUUGACGCUAUUGCUGGUGGUACUGGUGAUAUUGAAGCCGAGGACUUGCGCAAUAUUUUGAACAGAGUCUUCGAGAACAAGGGUUAG